Molecule: messenger RNA, 1683 nt
Organism: Mycena indigotica
Lineage: Eukaryota; Fungi; Basidiomycota; Agaricomycetes; Agaricales; Mycenaceae
Exons: 3
Coding region: 1-1683 (560 amino acids)
Source: RefSeq, a predicted model, not a curated record
AUGGUCGGCAAAGGACUGGCGAACACUGGGAUCAACUGCAAAUUAUGCGUUACGGUGCAGAAAUUCCCUGUGACCGCUGACAACCCUCGACCCUCGCGUGGAAACUUUGCCCUACUCGGGCUGGGAGCUAUAAAUGCUGCCCAAUUUCAGCUUUCCGGUCCAACGCGUCGCCAGUCUUUGCCUUCUCGCUACUUUACUCGAAUUUCUCUCUGUGUCUCUUGCCUCGCCGCCAUCAUGCCAGCUCUCGCUGUCCGUCGUCGACUCCGCUCACAAGUAGUUCUAACAACAGAACCCACUGCUCGUGAACGAUGCCUCUCCGCUGGCCAUGACGUCUUGAUUCGCAUCCUGAUGUUUUUGUUCAGCGUGAACAAGGGCUGGCGCGGUGUCGCCUACAUGAAACGGGUGUCUCGCUUGGUCUCCCGUGGGUGGCAAUUAACCGUGGACCACAAUCCCACUCUCUGGAGCCAUAUCCACCUUGCUGUCUGUAUGGGACCCCGCUACGUUGCGCGGGUAUUCGAAAACGCUCGCGACACCCAAAAAACGGUCGUCUUCACUUUGGCCACAAAUCUUCACGCAAACGAUGUGCCAUACCGUCAUCCAUUCUUCACUCUUGCUCUUGCGACGGCAAUUCGGACACAUGCAAAAACGAUCCGUCGUAUCUCCGUGACUAUCGACAACUCCAUCGACUGGAAUGCUCUUGUUGACCGCAUCGGACCCAUCGCAUUUCCUUCCCUCAUCUCUCUCUCCGUUCGAGCUUCCCGCAGUCGCGGUCGGAUCGACUCUCCUGGAAUCCUGUCUUUCGCAGAUCCGGAAUAUACCCCAGCUCUCCGCGAAGUCUCUUUCAGGGCAAUCACACAUCUUUAUGCCCUUACUUCGCUUUCUUCACAACUCACGUCCCUGGCGUUAACCGGAUCGGCAGAACUCGCGAUAGGGAGAAGUAUGGGCAACCCGCGGAGUGUUGGUCAAAUCAUUCUCCACGCACUUGAGGAGUGCCCCCAGCUUACUUGCCUCCGCCUCUCUGACGUGGACUCUGCCCGUGACCACGAUUUACACCAUGUGAAGCUCCUCAACCUUCGGUCUCUGAACUAUUCCUGCACCUGGACCGAUGUGCGAUGCAGUCAUCGCUGCGGUGGGGUGAUUUCACAUCUCGAAACCCCGCUGCUCGAAUCCUUGGCGGUCUUUAUCGCUCAUGGCGAUGGCGCGGAGCAUUUCAUUGGGGUGAACGGGGACAAGCUUCGUGUUGCACAGGAGCUUCAACUUGGCGGUCAUUGGAUGCAUUUUGGCGCCGUCUUGUCUUUGCGACUGAUGACCCGGGUUCAGGUCCUCGAUUUCACUGGAGUUCACGUUGGUUACGGUGCUUGCGAUUGGGAGUCCUUUGGCCGUUUUGCCCUCCGCUGCACAACUUUGCCGUUGAUCCAAGUUAUUCGACUCCCCUGCCACGACAUCCUGACCCAUGCCAUCGAAUUCCACUACCUUCGAACUCAGUUGAUUGCCAGCGGCGGUCGCAAGCGUCGUAUCGAAGUCAAGGCGAUGGACGGCUCUGCAUACUCUGAUCUCCCUUGUACUUUUUUCUGCUCUCAAACGGUCCAUACUUCUAUGUGCACGCACUGCCUUGAUUUCCACACCAAUCCGCAUCCUCCCCUCGAUUAUACUUUAAUGUACUGUAAAAUCACGCACAUUUGA